CGCUCUGCUGGGGGCGGGAGGAAGAGGGGCCGGACUGGGGCCUGAAGAGCCGUCGCUGUCUUCGCUGCUGCUAUGACCAGCGGCCGAGGCGCCCUCCGCAGUCCCGCGCAGCGCUCGUAGGGGCCGAGCUCCCGCCGAAGCCGUCCGGGUCCCCAGCGUGGCCGCUCCCGCGGCCCCUCGGCUCUUCCGUCGCCGCGCGCUAGGCGAGGCGGAGGCAGGAUGAAGAUGACGGUGGAUUUCGAGGAGUGUCUGAAGGACUCACCCCGCUUCAGGGCUGCUUUGGAAGAAGUAGAAGGAGAUGUGGCUGAAUUGGAACUAAAACUUGAUAAGCUUGUGAAGCUCUGUAUUGCCAUGAUUGAUACCGGAAAAGCCUUUUGUCUUGCAAAUAAACAGUUCAUGAACGGGAUCCGAGACCUGGCCCAGUAUUCUAGUAAUGAUGCUGUAGUUGAAACAAGUUUGACCAAGUUUUCUGACAGUCUUCAAGAAAUGAUAAAUUUUCACACAAUCCUGUUUGACCAAACUCAGAGAUCAAUUAAGGCACAGCUUCAGAACUUUGUUAAAGAAGAUCUUAGAAAAUUUAAAGAUGCCAAGAAGCAAUUUGAAAAAGUCAGUGAAGAAAAAGAAAAUGCAUUGGCAAAAAAUGCCCAAGUACAAAGAAACAAACAGCAUGAAGUUGAAGAAGCCACAAACAUUCUGACAGCCACAAGAAAAUGUUUUCGACAUAUAGCCCUUGACUAUGUACUCCAGAUUAAUGUUCUUCAAUCAAAAAGGAGAUCUGAAAUCCUAAAAUCAAUGUUAUCCUUUAUGUAUGCCCAUUUGGCGUUCUUUCAUCAAGGAUAUGAUUUAUUUAGUGAACUCGGACCCUACAUGAAAGAUCUUGGAGCACAGUUGGAUCGACUAGUUGUGGAUGCAGCAAAGGAGAAAAGAGAGAUGGAACAAAAACAUUCCACCAUUCAACAAAAGGAUUUCUCCAGUGAUGAUUCUAAGUUAGAAUACAAUGUCGAUGCUGCAAAUGGCAUUGUUAUGGAAGGCUAUCUGUUCAAGCGAGCCAGCAAUGCCUUCAAAACUUGGAACAGACGCUGGUUUUCAAUACAGAACAAUCAGCUGGUUUACCAGAAAAAGUUUAAGGAUAAUCCCACUGUAGUAGUUGAAGAUCUCAGGCUGUGCACUGUGAAACAUUGUGAAGAUAUAGAAAGGCGAUUCUGCUUUGAGGUGGUCUCUCCAACUAAAAGUUGUAUGCUCCAGGCAGAUUCUGAAAAGCUACGCCAGGCAUGGAUUAAAGCUGUUCAGACCAGUAUUGCUACUGCUUAUAGAGAGAAGGGUGAUGAAUCAGAGAAGCUGGAUAAGAAAUCAUCUCCAUCCACAGGAAGCCUAGAUUCUGGAAAUGAGUCAAAAGAGAAAUUAUUAAAAGGAGAAAGUGCACUGCAGCGGGUCCAGUGUAUCCCUGGGAAUGCGAGCUGUUGUGACUGUGGUCUGGCAGAUCCACGGUGGGCCAGCAUCAACUUAGGCAUCACCUUGUGCAUUGAGUGCUCUGGGAUUCACAGGAGUCUUGGGGUUCAUUUUUCAAAAGUGCGAUCUUUAACUUUAGACACCUGGGAGCCUGAACUUUUAAAGCUAAUGUGUGAGUUGGGGAAUGAUGUUAUAAACAGAGUUUAUGAAGCUAACGUGGAAAAAAUGGGAAUAAAGAAGCCACAACCAGGACAAAGACAGGAGAAAGAGGCAUAUAUCAAAGCAAAAUAUGUGGAAAGGAAAUUUGUGGAUAAAUAUUCUGUAUCAUCAUCACCUCCUGAGCAGGAAAAAAAGGUUGUCUCCAAAGAUAGCGAAGAAAAGAGGCUGAGCAUUCCUAAACUUGGGCCAGGCGACCAAGUUAGAACAUCCACCCAAAGUUCAGUUAAAAGUAAUGACAGUGGAAUCCAGCAGAGCUCUGAUGAUGGAAGAGAAUCUUUACCCUCCACAGUGUCAGCCAAUAGUUUAUAUGAGCCUGAAGGAGAAAGGCAAGAUUCUUCUGUGUUUCUCGAUUCUAAACAUCUUAAUCCAGGACUUCAACUCUACAGGGCUUCAUAUGAAAAAAAUCUGCCAAAAAUGGCUGAGGCUUUGGCUCAUGGUGCAGAUGUGAACUGGGCUAAUUCAGAGGAAAACAAAGCAACACCACUUAUUCAGGCUGUAUUAGGGGGCUCUUUGGUGACAUGUGAGUUCCUUCUACAGAAUGGUGCUAAUGUGAACCAAAGAGAUGUUCAAGGGCGGGGACCACUGCACCAUGCCACCGUCUUAGGGCAUACAGGGCAGGUGUGUUUAUUUCUAAAACGAGGUGCCAAUCAACAUGCCACUGAUGAAGAAGGGAAAGACCCUUUGAGCAUAGCUGUAGAAGCAGCCAAUGCUGAUAUAGUAACGUUGUUACGCUUAGCAAGAAUGAAUGAAGAGAUGCGGGAAUCCGAAGGACUUUAUGGACAGCCAGGUGAUGAAACGUACCAGGAUAUUUUUCGUGAUUUUUCCCAAAUGGCAUCCAAUAAUCCAGAGAAAUUAAAUCGUUUCCAGCAGGACUCACAGAAAUUCUGAAAUUUUUUAAGAAGGGGGAACAUAAGAAACCUGAUGACCCUCACCAUGACUGAAAAUUCACAGAUUUUUACUGAAUUAAUUCUACUUAAUUUUGCUAUAUAUUGAAUGGUUUGGAGAAAAGGUACCCAUUCACUGAUGUUGUUAUAAAUUAAACAUCUAGUAGUUGGGAGAGGACCCUAACCUACUAUAGGACCUAUUUUAUUAAAAAAUUAAAAACCUGUUUAAAGGAUUUAUUUUUAAUAAAGUUGAAUCUAGAUUUCAUCUAACUGUAGGUUAUAGGAUGCAAAGAGAUUAGACAGAAUCUUCUUCUCUCUCGCUCUUUUUUUUGGUCAAGGGGGAUGAUGAUAGCAUUGAUCUCUCCCCCCCCCCCCCCCCCCCAUGCGUCGAGCGUGGAAUCAUUUGGUCCAGCAUGUUUGCAUCAAGUGGAAGCCAGCUGUUCCGCCUGCCUCAAGAAUGUGUUCUUUCUUUGACUUCCAUGAUGAUUUUUGGUGGUUCAUAAAUAGGUGUGUGUGCUUUUGCUUUUUGGUAGCCUCCCUGUUGUGCACACAAUGUAUGACUUCAUUGUUGAAACUAGAGAUUACACUUUCCCCAUUUGCUCAUGAAUGCCCUUGCAUUCCUUAAAUGACAGGUUACUGUCUGAUACUUUUACAUACAUAUAAUAGCUGUAUAGUAAACCGUAGUUCAAUCCUUUAGAUUUAGUCCUUCUUUCUAUGAAGCAAAAGAGAAACUGUUAAUUUUUUUUAACCAUCAAAAAAUCCCAGUUCAGAAGUUAUAGUUUUUCAUUGUUGGAUUGAUAACAUUUUUGCUGUUGCUGUUGGUGAAAGGAAAAUUUAUACAAAGUAGAAAAAAGACCCAUAUUUUCUUAGUUUACACUAAAGUAUACAGCAAAAACUUGCUUUUGAUUUCCAUCCUGUGUACUGUAAACAAUGUACAUUCUUUUAAAUUACAGCAUGUAUAUAGCUUCAAUAUUUGCUUAUAUGAAUUGCAAACCCUUAAAUUCCAAAACAUUAUCAGUAUAUUUAGUUACCAUUAUAUGUUACAAAUUAGUCUUAUCCCACCUUUGAUUGACAUAUCUUAUGGCGAGUAUAGAAGAGUUAGAUAAUUUGCCUUAUGGUACCUUUCUAAUGCUGUCAAUAAUUAAAUUUAACCCAUUAAAAAUUAUUUUUAAGUAAUAUUAUUGAUGCUCAGUUUCUACAUUAAGGUUUUAUACUUGCAAAAGAGAAGUUGUAGUUAAUUGGGUAGGUAAUAAAUUUUCUAACAUUUUACCCCGAUAAGUAGAGUUUUAUAAAUUGAUGAAACACUAAAUAAGAAUUAUACUUAAAUAAAUUUAUAUCACAGAAAAGGGUCCCUACCUAGGCCUUUUUGGAUACAUUAAUGUUUAUUUAGUAAUGGUCAAUAUAUGUUGGAUAAGAAUAAAAUAUAUUUGUGAAUUAUUUCUGAGGAAAUGCUAACUUCCAAAACAUUGUAUUUUAAUUAGAACAAUAUCAAGAACUUUAAAUCUUUCUUGUUUCAUUUCAGAGUCAUAGAUCAAAGAUAGACUUUUAGAUACUUUAUCUGAAGGCAGAAAUCUGAUUUGGAACAACAGUGUUUUUUAGAAUGUACUUGGAAAUUAGUUGUCCAAAAACUCAAGGAAAAGCAAUAUGUUAAAGAGAAGAAGAAAGAGAAGUGAAAAGAAAGCCCUCACUUCUCCUUUGUAGUGCCUGUUCCUAUUUAAUCCCAGGGCUUCACUCCUAAAGCUCUUGACCUUGAGGAAGUCUAGGCAGUUUUCCUUUUGGGUCCGGCCAUCGGUGCUUCCAAACACCUCUGAGAUACGUGUGAUUGUGAAGGCAGUUGCUUAUGACACUCUAACUCCUGUGACUUGAGUCAUGGGUUGUUAAUAUGGCAGUAAUUAAUAUCUCCUUAAAUUUAAUGUUUAGAAAUAUAUUUUUAGUACCCUAAAGAUGAUCAUUAUUCUGAAUAUCUUCAGAGAAAUCUAAAUCUUUAAUAUUGCAGGGAAGCUGGCAAAUACAGAAAUAUAUUUCUAUGGCUUGAUUUCUUGAAUGUGCUGGUAUCCAGUUUGGACUAAAUUUGGCAGAAAUGAUGGAGUAAACAGCAAGGCUUUAAGUUAAAUUAAUAGUUACAAGGUAGGUUGGCUCUUAGGUGUAGUUAGCUGUGCCAGCUAGUAGCUUUCCACAGUGUGUAGCAAAUCCGAGUUUUGUUAUGCUGAGAAGUGUUCAGUGCCAGAUGAGGAAUCAUAGUGGAAACAGUGUUAAACAUUCUCUUGGGCUUCAUGAGUCCCUGUGAUUGCCCUUUGUUUUCUUUCCAUAAUUGAUCUGCUGACAUUAGUUUCUGAUUCCUAAUUUUUUAGCUUGUUGUCAUUAGCUCAUAAACUUAAAAAUUGGAUUAAUGCCAAAGCAAGAAUAGUAAUACUACCUAUGAAGAGUUUAUAAAAUGCCGUUUCAUAUUAGAACUAGGCUAAAGGUAAUUGAGCAGUUUAAUGCAAUGCUUCAUUGCAUCAUUUACAUGCUUAAGCUAGAAGUUAUCUUUAAUAAAAUCUUUAGAAAUUCAGAAAUUUCCAAGGAUUUACCACAUUAGAGUAUUGUCUAAUUUUUACUAGUCUUCAGCGUUGAUUUUAAUGAACUUCGGUGUUUACUCACCAAAACAUAUAAACUUGACUUGGAAUAUGUACUUUGGUUCUUUAGGAGUGUAAUUUGGGGGAAAAAAAGGUAUACCUUCACAAUCGAACAACUUACGUUUGUCAUACAUUAGCAGUAUUUUUUUAAAAAACCACAAUCUCACAUAUGUUCAAUGUGAUCACAACAAACAAUGUUGUAAGAUAUCCCAUUUGGAAUAAUUUCAUAUUCCAAUAUCACUCUUAUAUUGUCAGAUUAACUCUUUUGAAUGAUAACACCAUGGGCAUGGUACAUUUUUAUAGCAUUGAAUGGCUUUGGAACUGCAUGAUACAGUGGGAAGAGCACAGACCAGUAGUCACUACCCUUUUUGGAUUCAGGGUUCCUCACAGAUAAAAUUAGUGGGGUAAAACUAAAUGUAACAUAAAUAUGUGUUAUAAAUAUAACAGCACCCCUUUGUAUACUGCUUGCUACUUACAGUGUAAUUUGACAUUACUUUAUCUCACCUGAUUCUCACACUGGGACUUCUGAGAUUCUUAUUGGGAGAUUGUCAGCAUUGUCUGCUUUUUGAUCCUGUGUGCUCCUCUUGUUUUAUAGGGGUGGGGGAGUCAUUUGCUGUGUUAGUUGGUGGCAAAGUUGACACCAUAACCCAGGUCUGACUGACUGACAGUCAGAGGCACUUUACUUGUAUCAUGAUAUGAUUUGAAAUUAUUGUAAAGGAUCACAAUCUGAUAAUGACUGCCAGCUUUCCUUGUAUUCUCGUGGCAAGGCUCCAAAUAUUUUGGAGAACCUGGAUUGAGGUUUGAAGGAAUAGAUCGAGAUUUGAAGACGUAAAAUUGUAGAAAAUUUUGUAUUUUUUCAGUAAACAUUAGAGAAAGUAAAAAAAUUUAAAAAGCAAUUUUAAUUCAGCAUAUCCUUCUCAAUUACUGGAUGAAGCAUCCAAAUGAGAGAUAACUAAACGGGGCAUGGGUUCAGUGUAUCUGGAUCCGACAUCCCUAAAUAUGGCUUUUUGGAUAUCUCUUUUCUGUUCAUAUAUAUUUAUUCACUGAAAGUGUGAUAAUAGGGAGUACAAAGCUAGAUUUGAUAAAAUAAUCUUUUCUCUGCAUUGGUCUUUGCAUUACUUAUUGUCUAGAUUUUUCCACUUUUCUUCAAACUCCCUAACACUCUUUUGGGUGUUAAUUUCAAGCAAGGAAAGCUUGCCACAUUAUAAAGAUUGUUUGGCACCAUUUUACACAAAGGUGAAAAGUUAACUUUUGGAAAUGAUGAGCUAUUUUUCCAUAAGUGUUUACUUGUGCUUUGUGGUAUUCUGGAUCAUUCCAGUCAUAAAGACUUAUUACAUGUAAUAUUUCUUGCUACCCAUGAAAAGGUAUUUUUAAAGAAUGUAUAACCAACACUCCAUUUACUUUUUAUUAGUAUGUAGAGGAUUUGUAUCUAAUUAAUGAAUGUAGUUUUACUGUAGUUUGUCAUUGUAAAUGGAACAAAGUACAAUAUCUUUAUAGUUAUUCUAAAAUGUACAUUAUGUAAGAAUUGUAAAUAUACUUGAUUAAGUACUUUGUAUGCUGAAAAAUUGCAAUAAUAAGUCAAUAAAAUUCUCACUUCUGGCAUA
This is a messenger RNA of Lepus europaeus (European hare), 6771 nucleotides long. RefSeq names its product ArfGAP with coiled-coil, ankyrin repeat and PH domains 2 (gene ACAP2). Lineage: Eukaryota; Metazoa; Chordata; Mammalia; Lagomorpha; Leporidae. Gene Ontology annotation, molecular function: GTPase activator activity; protein binding. Gene Ontology annotation, cellular component: cytoplasm; endosome membrane. The transcript has 23 exons. The coding region runs from base 220 to 2556 and encodes 778 amino acids. The record is from RefSeq and is a predicted model, not a curated record.